Eriocheir sinensis (Chinese mitten crab) is the source of this 1065-nucleotide messenger RNA. It is a transcript of the gene Coa8, whose product is annotated as cytochrome c oxidase assembly factor 8-like. NCBI's taxonomy places the organism in Eukaryota, Metazoa, Arthropoda, Malacostraca, Decapoda, Varunidae. Gene Ontology annotation, cellular component: mitochondrion. The record is from RefSeq and is a predicted model, not a curated record. Bases 196 to 747 code for a protein of 183 amino acids. The transcript is spliced from 5 exons. Gene Ontology annotation, biological process: intrinsic apoptotic signaling pathway.
UUUCUCGCCACACCGGCUGGGCUGGACUGGGAGGGUCUGGCGUGCGGCUGGCCAGUGUGUGCUCUUGGUGUGCUGCUUAUUUAUUACACGUGUCGACAAUGGCGGGCUGAGGCUGCGAGAGAAGUCAGGUUGGCCUUUGUCGUCCUGGGCUGACCACGAGCAGUGGUGUCGGCGGCGGGGCCACCCACAAGAGAGAUGCAGCAAGUUUUCAAGACUUCAAGACUUUAUCUGCUGCAGACUGGAGGCAUCAGGCCCGUGUCCAUUCACCUGUCUCUGUCAGCAGCCACAGAGAGUUCUGCGAGACCAGAGAGAAGUGCUAAGAAGCCUAAAGCUGCCACACUCAAGGAGGAGAAGUGUGACUAUGUGGGUCCAGCAGACAGAGUGAGCAAUCUGCGACACAUCAGGUUCUAUGUGCCACCAGAUGAGACCAGUCUGGAGCGCCAGUUGAGGGAGGCUCACAUCAACACCCAGCAGUGGAAUCAGGCAUUCUGGGCUGAACACAAUGCAAAGUUCAAAAAGAUUAGAGAGGAGUUCAUCCAAACUAACCUGCAGGAGAAGUAUGGAAGCAACACUAAGGGGCAAAAGAGACUCACAGCUGAUGAGAUGUCAAAGUUCUAUAAGAGCUUCCUUGAUAAACACCUCCAUAUCCAUGCCCAGUACAACAAAGAGUGGUACAAGAGGAAUGUUAGGAAUCUUCUUCUCUCAGCCAGAGUCUGGUUGGAACGAAUAACCAACAAAAAUAGAUGAUAUUUUCCAGUGAUGUGGGACUAGUCCACGUUUUUGUUGGAGACUGACAGUUACCAGACUUCCGUGGGGUUUGAGCACAAGGUUAAAACCAAAGAAAAGUACUUUUCAAACAUAUAAGGAGCACUACAAGAGGAGAAUGUUUGCAAUGCACUAAGCAAACACUGGAAGUGGAAAUUCUUAUAAACAACAAUUUUUUUCUUGUGUAGUGGAGCCAGAAUACAACUCUAGAACAUCUAUUUUCAAGUAUAGAGAACUACAUCUUAGCUGCCAAUCCAGAAUUAUGUAAUUAUUGUAAAACUUAAUAAACUUAAUUAUGAA